This is a messenger RNA of Poecilia reticulata (guppy), 3521 nucleotides long. The record is from RefSeq and is a predicted model, not a curated record. NCBI's taxonomy places the organism in Eukaryota, Metazoa, Chordata, Actinopteri, Cyprinodontiformes, Poeciliidae.
ACGCACGGAGGAGAGAGCAGCUUAGCAACGCAGAGACGGAGAGCAUCCCCGCAGGUCGAGACAGCGCSGUGCCAUCGAUAUCACASUCAGAGGGAGGAAAGAAAGACAGGACACAGCAGCGCUACUGGAAUCAGCUGAAGUCGACGCGUGAUGAAGUUCGUAGUGGUGCUGGUGGGAGCGGGCUCUCUCGCCUUCCUCGGCGCGGUCAUCUGCAUCAUCGCCAGCGUUUAUCCCCGAAAACGCGGCGUGACCGCCGGCGAUAACAGCACYAUGACCUCGGAGGCGCUGAUCCAGCCUCUGGAGUCCGGGUCGGUGGCUCACGCCGGGCCGCUGGGAGCUCUGCACGGCCCGGGGUCUUACGAAGUGGACAACGGACUGGGCGGCAUCGACCUGGAGGUCCCCACGCUGAACGAGCUGAAUCUGGGGAAGGAGACGGCAGGCGGGUCGGCGAAGCAUUACAGCUUCAGUCGGCUGAUUUGUACUCCUCUACCUGUUGGGGAGUGUAAGACSAAAGAYCUGAGGCAGAAACGGGAGCAGAAGCAGCAGCAGGCGGAUGAGCCUCCAUACGGGAACGGGGGAGACGAAGACCUCCGGACGACAGCGGAGAACCUCCGGCAGAUGGUCUUACAGCAGAACGACCAAAUCCUCAUGGACCAGCGGACCAUCCGGGAGCUGACGGGAAAGCUGAGUGAGUGUGAGAGUGGCCUGGAGGACGAGAGGACCACACCGGCGCGGAGCGUCGGGGUGUGGAGCGGGAACCGCCGCGUGAUGGCCGGGGACGACGUGAGCUCUACCUCGGCGGCGCAGCUGCAGACGGCCCGGGCGGUGGAGGAGCUGGCCAGGGCCAUCAUGGACCUGAAGGACCGGAUCGAAAAACUAGAGGCGGAGAUAGGUCCCGGAGCCCUGAACCUCACAGAUUCAUCGGUCGUCGGCAGCAGCAGCAGCGGUAGCCACGGCGGCGGCAACACCCAGACCGGGGACACUGGCAGGACUCCAUCUUCGUCGGCCGGCGGCUCUCCAUCCCCCGCAGCGGGGGGUGCYCCGGGAAGCCGUCGUCCUGCUUCCCCGCACUCCCACGGCUCUAGGCCGACUUCUUCCAAAGGUUCCCCCGGCCGGGGAAAGAGCGUCUGGAGGGUGGAGGACCUCGAAGGGGAACUGGAGAGGAAGAUAAAACUGCUGAAGAAGGAGCGCCAGGGCAUGAGGAAGGAGACGCAAGAUCAGCACGAGAAGAUCGACAAGGGCAUCGACUCCGUCAACCACCGCAUCAUGGAGCUGGAGCACACGCUGACAGAGCCUUCGUUUCCCGACGGCUUCGUGCUCUCCUUCCCCAUGCGGACCAGCUACAUGCACGGCCUGGUGAGGAAAGAGAUCACCGAGAUGUACGCCUUCACUGCCUGUGUGUGGCUCAAGCCCAAAGAGGGGGGCAUCGGGACCCCCUUCUCGUACUCCGUGCCCGGGCAGCCCAACGAGCUGGUCCUGCUGCAGGGAGUCCACAAUCCUGUCGAGCUGCUCAUAAAUGACAAGGUGGCGCAGCUUCCUCUGUCCCUACCCCAGAAUGAGUGGCAGCACAUCUGCGUCAGCUGGACCCUGCGAGACGGGGUGUGGAAGGCCUUCCAGGGGGGCAAGAUGAAGGGCAGAGGAGAGGGACUGGCUGCCUGGCAUCCCAUCAAGCCUGGGGGAGUCCUGAUACUGGGACAGGAGCAGGACACGCUAGGCGGGCGUUUCGACGCCUCCCAGGCUCUGGUCGGGGAGCUGUCCCAGUUCAACCUGUGGGACCGGGUGCUGAAGCCCGCCGAAGUGGCCGCUCUCGCCGACUGCAGUUCCUCGGCGCUGGGCAACAUCGCCCCCUGGACCGAUCAGGACAUAGAUGUCUACAACGGCGCCACCAAGGAGUCCCUGGACCCGUGCCACGCCGCCCAGAGAUCCAGCCCCUCCGGCCCCAAGCAGUGAACGCUUCACGGGGGGGGGGGGGGGAGGAACCAGCCAAUCACAGCUCUGUUUGGCGGUCUACAUUCAGAUGUUUAAAGCUAUACCAAACCGGAGUUUAGAGUAUAUUUUGCUUAAAGGCGGGUCUUGCUGGUCAACUGAAGGGUUUGUGCUACCGAGCUGUAAAGAGUGGUGUAUUCGUUUCGUUCUUUGUGUUGGUGUACACGCACAUGUGUUUACUUCUGCAGCGAGAUACGGCGCCUUCAGUCACAGAAUCACUUGUAAAGGCAGCACAGUGGAUCAGCUUCUGGCUUUUACAGCUUCAAUGAAAAAGCUGUAAAAGCAAAACUGCGUUUCCAUUGACCACACAAGUGCGCAAAUUGGAAUUUGCUAAAUGGAAACAAGAGGCAUUUUCGAUGAAACUUACAUUUUUCAGUAAAAACGUUUUGCAAUAGGAUGAGUUGCAAAAUUUCGCAAAACUACAGCAGGAACACUGUAGGUGUUAGGAGGACAUACAUGGCAUGUCUUUUAUCAACUUAUUGUGUGAACAAAUGUAUUCGCUCGAUUUCAAUGACGUUACUUAUUUGACGGCAACACAAAACUUGCAAAAUUGUGUUUCUUUUCCCAACAAUUAGCAGAAAAUCAAGAAAUGUUUGCGCACAUUUGCAAUGGAAACGCAGCCGGAGACACGUCUUGUCAUUUAACACUUAGGGGAUUGUUCAGGCAGAAGGUCUGAUGGCUUCGUGUUAGGGUGAACACGAAGGAUUAUGUUAUGUAUGAAGCUGCAGUUAUUCCAUUUCUAAGGUUUCUCAGACAGCACAGUGACGCCAGGUUCUGUCUCCGCUCGUCAUGGUCAUUCAAAAUGCUUCAGAUGAAACCUGUUGUGCUAAUUUUUUACUUUUUCACUAAAAUGAUAAAAAAAAAGUUUUUUUUGUUUUGUUUUUUUUUUUGUUUUUUUAACGUAUGUGAUUCCGUUGAGUAACUGUGAUUUUAGGUUUUCUAUAGUGCACACCACAAUUUAGUAAAAUGUUUGACUCUAAAUGUGCAAGUGUAACGUCCUCUUGGUAAUGUUGCUCUGUUCUUAGUCCGCUCUCCUGCUUCGCUGUAAGAAUGUCUCACACUUCACCGUCCCACAGUUCAGGGGACGAAUUAAACUCUGCUGCUGCACAACACAUAUAUCUCCUCUGACUUCUAAGAAAUAAACACUUUGCCUCCCAGACCGCACGUCGGACACAAGCGGUUACGGCGUGUAUGGUGAAACUGAUACUCUCUGAAUGUAAACCAGAUGAAAUAAGUAUGUCUGCAUGAGUGUUUCUUGUUUGUGAAAAAAAAAACACACGAAAAAGACAAACUUGCAAAUGAAUCAGAUUUUCCCAUUAAGAAAUAUUUCAGUAGGAAAUCAUAACCUCUCAGAGAAAAUGCUUAAUGGCAGUGGAUUGAUUGGAUUGAUUCUUGAGUUAUGAAGAAGAAAUCUGUUAUAUAAUUGGCAGUUAUGUGGAGAAAAAAAACCAACGCCUUUAUCUCAUGCCUUUAUCUAAGUGAAGAAAAAGAGAAAACGAGCAAAUAAACAGAAAAGAUGCUUUUGAAACACUGCA